AUGAUCGCUGAAAUGGAUGCGGACAGCGUUGCAGGGUACUUCAGAAGCAAGAGCAUCCUCAUCACCGGUUCAACAGGCUUCCUAGGAAAAGUGCUUGUGGAGAAGAUACUGAGGGUUCAGCCAGAUGUGAAGAAGCUCUUCCUCUUAAUUCGGGCCCCAGACGUUGAAUCUGCGAAGGUUCGGAUUCAAACUGAGGUCACAGGGAGGGAGAUCUUUCGUGUGUUGAAAGAAAAUCAUGGUGCAGGGUUCGAUAAUUUCAUUGAAGAAAAGAUUUGUCCUUUGGUCGGAAAUAUCAUGAAAGAGAACUUUGGAUUAGACAAUUCCCAAUUGAAAGAAUUCUCCAAGGAUAUAGACAUCAUCAUCAGCGGGGCAACGACUACAAAUUUCUUUGAAAGAUAUGAUGUGGCUUUCAACACAAAUGUCUUGGGAGCGAAGCACGUCUGCGCAUUUGCGAAGAAGUGUCCGAAGCUCAAGAUGUUGCUUCAUGUUUCAACUGCCUAUGUAGCUGGUGAAAAAGAGGGGCUAAUAUCGGAGGAGCCAUUCUUGAUGGGUGAGACCCUAAGGGUGGGCACAUAUCUGGACAUCGAAUCCGAGCUAAAUCUUAUCAACAAGACCAAGAGAGAACUAAUAGCCAACCGCUCAACUGACAAGGUUGUGAGAAAAGCCAUGAAGGAGCUUGGCCUCAAGAGAGCACGACACUUUGGAUGGGCAAACACCUAUGUCUUCACCAAGGCAAUGGGGGAGAUGCUGCUAGAACACCUGCACGAGGGCUGUCCGAUGGUCAUCAUCCGCCCAAGCAUCAUAACUAGUACUCUCAAGGAUCCCUUCCCUGGAUGGAUGGAAGGAAUAAGGACAAUCGAUAUAGUGAUUGCCGGAUAUGCCAAGCAGACCAUGUCAUUCUUCCUAGCUGACCUGGAUUUGAUAAUGGACGUGAUUCCAGGGGACAUGGUGGUGAGCGCUAUGAUGGUUGCCAUGGUAGCACACUCGAAGGAUCAGCAAGCACAUAUCAUCUACCAUGUAACAUCAUCACAUCACAACCCCGCAACCUACGCCAUCCUCGCAGAUUCGGGUCACCGCUACUUCUUCGACAACCCACCAUGCACAGGGAGGAAUGGUGAACGUGUGCGACUAAAGAAGAUGCGAUUCUUUAGGACAACUGCGAGUCUAAGAUUGUACAUGGCCAUCAAUUACAAGCUUCCCCUCGAGAUGCUUCACCUAGUGAACAUUACACUUUGUGGUGUUUUCUCACGGCGCUGCAGUGAGUACAACAGGAAAUACAGAUUCCUCACACUGCUGAUCGAGCUCUACGCGCCAUACGUCCUGUUCAAAGGACGCUUUGAUGACAACAACUUGGAGAGACUAAGGAUGGUGAGGAACAAGGAUCAAAAUAACAAUGAAGCCUGUUGGUUUGAUUUUGACCCCAGGUCCAUCAACUGGGAUGACUAUUUCUACAAUGUUCACAUUCCCGGUGUGCUCAAAUAUAUGCAGACUGAGUUACAUUCGACUAGCCAAAAUUCAAACGAUGUUGCUAGGCUUUGA
This is a messenger RNA of Triticum turgidum subsp. durum (durum wheat), 1539 nucleotides long. The record is from the annotation of a GenBank genome assembly. Lineage: Eukaryota; Viridiplantae; Streptophyta; Magnoliopsida; Poales; Poaceae.